UAGUACGAAUACGUAGAACGCACUUCUGCAAAGACCCCAUGAGACUAAACCAAAUGCGCGGGGGUGAAGAAAAAUAGGAAUUUCAUCAAUCAAAAAGCACAAUCAACAAUAUACUAUACACUGAUCUAUGUUGUUUGUAUAUCGUACGCAUGGAUUCACACACGUUUCUGAGGUGGCAUUAAAAUAAAACCCAAACGGCGAUUUGUCUCUGUUUCCCCCUCUUCGUGGAAUGGUUGAUCCUGUACCGGCUGCGUGUUAGUAAAGAUGGCUGUGAACCGUGGGUUGCAUGUGUGUUGUUAAGUACUGAAUAUCUGCUUCUGUUUUCAUGAAAAAAAGACACGUACCAAAUAGUUGAGAGGAGUUAAACGAACCGCACAACACAAACGCAAAUGACUAGUGACAAGGAAAUUGAAGCCGUUGGCAAAACGCUGGUGGACGCGAAGCAGUCUCUGAAAGCUCGUUUUCGGGCUCUCUUCACCCUGAGGAACCUCGGGGGCAAGGCAGCCAUAGACUGGAUAAGCCAGGCGUUCAGUGACGACUCUGCUCUCCUGAAACAUGAGCUGGCUUUCUGCUUGGGGCAGAUGCAGGAUGAAUAUGCAAUUCCAGCGCUGAUCAAAGUGCUUGAAGAUACAAACCAAGAGCCAAUGGUUAGACACGAAGCAGGGGAAGCGUUAGGAGCCAUCGGAAACCCCAAAGUGGUGGAUGUACUGAAGCGUUACUCUGAGGAUCCGGUGAUAGAGGUUGCUGAGACCUGUCAGUUGGCGCUGAGUAGAAUUGAAUGGCUGAGCAGCGCUUCGGAGCAGUGUGGAGAUGAGAACCCCUAUUUAUCUGUGGACCCCGCACCGCCAGCCCAGGAGAAGGACGUCCAGAAACUGAGAGCCAGGCUCCUGGGCGAGGACCUGCCUCUCUUUGAGCGCUACCGCGCCAUGUUCGCCCUCCGGAACCUGGGCACAGAGGAGGCUGUGCUCUCCCUGGCAGAUGGUCUGCAGUGUGGCAGCGCCCUGUUCCGCCACGAGAUCGGUUACGUCCUGGGGCAGAUGCAGCACGAGGCCAGUGUGCCCCAGCUGAGCGCGGCUCUGGCCAGGCAGGAGGAGAACGCCAUGGUGAGGCAUGAGUGCGCGGAGGCGCUGGGCUCCAUCGGAAAGGAGUCCUGUCUGCAAGCACUGCGCACCUUCCUGGGUGACGAGGAGAGGGUGGUGCAGGAGAGCUGUGAGGUGGCACUCGACAUGCACGAGUAUGAGAACAGCGACCAGUUCCAGUAUGCAGACGGGAUACUCAAACUGCAGGGGGCGCAAUCAUGAAAUGACUGACUGACACGGAAGUUUUUGAUUGCACACUGAUCUCCUGUUCCAUAACAGUUUCAAUCUAGCUAACACGAAUUCGCACUACAGCUAUGAGGCCCAAAUUCUUUCUGCCUUUUUUUUUUCAUUCUGUCUGUUUUUUACAUUUAAAAAAUAAAAGAGUAAUUUAUUUAUAAACAAUAUAAGUAUGCAGCAGAUAGUAAAAUCAAGAUAAAUAAUUACACUGCCACACAGCAGGUCUGUUGUUACAGAUGGGUGAAAUCUAACUGUUGUUGGUUCUAUGUUAAAAAGAAUUGGUGGGGAUAAAAAAGGCAUAUAUGUAGCCUUGCUAUAUAUAUAUAUAUAUAUAUAUAUAUAUGUAUGUAAUUAGUCAGAUUUUGUUUCAUUCAUUUUCUCAUGCUUUCUUGUAGUUCAUUAUACAUCAUAGCUCUAUCCGAUAAUGCCCACCUGACCACCAGAAGUGAUUGCAUCUUGAAUGCACAUGUACUUCAUAUGGGAUUAAGCCAGUGUUAAAUAAAAGAUGGUGGGCGGUGAACAUAUCUUCUUCAGUCUUACCAUGUGACGCCA
This is a messenger RNA of Acipenser ruthenus (sterlet), 1868 nucleotides long. RefSeq names its product deoxyhypusine hydroxylase-like. Lineage: Eukaryota; Metazoa; Chordata; Actinopteri; Acipenseriformes; Acipenseridae. Bases 390 to 1301 code for a protein of 303 amino acids. The record is from RefSeq and is a predicted model, not a curated record. Gene Ontology annotation, molecular function: deoxyhypusine monooxygenase activity. Gene Ontology annotation, biological process: peptidyl-hypusine biosynthetic process. The transcript has 5 exons.